CAGUCAACGACUCUUACCGAGCGCGUCCGUUCGCACGUACGCUCCUUUUGGAGCUAAAAAAAAAGCUCAAGCUGAAAUUUGCAACAACCGUUAAUUUAUUUAUCCCCAAAUUACCGUAAAAGUGUUGUGUACCCUCAUAAAAUCGGAAAAUUUCUAAAAAAGUGGAAUUUCAAUAAUUUCGAAGCAACUAGUCACUCAUCACUAGCAAUAGCUUCCCGCCAAGGACACUCCGAGACCAGCCACAUAAUUAUCUAAUAAUUAAUUAUCAACGACAAUAGUAUUUUAUUCGUUAUUUAUUUAUUUGAAUCGAUCCAUUCGAUCGCACGAUCAUUCCACCGAUCUGAACGCCUUCAGAGUCUCACAUAACCAUUAAAUAUUAUAACGAACAAAGAAACUUUGAGACUGACUAAUUAAGUAAUUAAAAAACCGCGGUGAGAUUUUUCCGGGGAUCAGGUAGUUUUUUUUUAGUGAAUUUAUAUUACGUCAGAUUUUUCGGAGCAACUGCAAGUGACAUUUGUUGCGUCAGAACUCUGGACUAUAGUACAAAGGACUCAGGGAUUUACUCUACGGAUUUUUAACUGUGAUAAUUACUGCCUUUUUAUACCAGGCUAGCCAGCUGGGCCAUUCUUGUAGUGUGACUAGCGAGCAAUCGCAGGCCAUACUACUUCUUCCCAAAAGUGACAGCUACUGAGUCAGCAGUGACGUCUGUCAACCUUGAAAAAUCUCACUGAAAAUCAGCUGGUCACACAUGGCAGGAAUGGACACAUCAGGCUCGCCUGUACCGGAUGCAAUCCACUCCCUCCUUGAGCAGCUCCAAGAGGCCCUGGUGCUCGAGCUCAAGUAUCAGCCGAGCCUCCAACUCCCCGUCACCACUCAAAACGAUGAGAUAACGAUUGGCGCCAGGGAUGGUUCUGCCCACGUUCUUCGCUGCCUCAAGGUCUGGUACGAUCUAUCAUCCGACGUAUUAUUCAUCGCAAUAAAUCUGAUGGAUCGUUUCUUAACAAAAAUGAAAGCGAGACCGAAACACAUGGCCUGCAUAAGCGUCUCCUCGUUUCACAUUGCUGCCGUCCAAAUGGCCCAAUCACUCGAUGCCGAUCAUCUCGUAUCAAUAUCCCAGUGCAAAUGCACCGGUGGUGAUCUAAAACGCAUGUCAGAUUUGAUAAGCGCUAAACUCGAUUGGGUACCUGGUACAACACCGAUAACAGCACUCACAUUUCUUCGUCUCUUUCACGUUAUGUUUCAAGCCGCUGCAUCGCAGAUGGGACUUGGUGAGCUAUACGCCAGUCUCAUUACGGAAUCAGAAUUACUUCUGAGACUGGAAAUGGUUGCGUGCGAUGGCAAUUGCGCGAGCCUCAGACCAUCUGAAGUUGCACUGGUGUUGAUCUGCACGUAUUUGGACUCGGCUGUCAAUCGUCUUGAUGCACAUGCAGAUGCAACACCUUUUGCACCUCUAGCGGGAACAUCAUCUAUGGAAAUCGAAGUGACACCAGCGCAGCAGAUGCUCAGGCUCGUUGAAUUUGCUGCUGAGCUUCAGAAGAUGUCUAAAAUAUCUGAUGAGAGCUUUUUUGCUACGCACGAACUUGUUGGUGCUAUAUUAAGCAAGUACAAUGCACAAGAGCAAACACCACACAGACAGAGACUUAUUUGGCGAUUGUCGUCCAGAACUGCUAGGCUACUUCGACCAACUGAUAAAUUUACUUCUGUUUUACCAGUAAUUGCUGAACAUGCGCCAGUUCCAUCGCCCAGUCGAGUCAGGAAAAGUCGUAAGUUUGGAAGACGCCACAGCAAAAGGCGUUAAAUUGUUGAAAAUUUUUGGGUGCAACCAGAAAACAGCUUUUGAAGCAAUUUUCUGGAGAAUUCAGGCAAAUAUUGAGCUUGCACGUGUGUUCUGUAUGUUUCGAUAGAAAAAUCUUUCAAGAAUAACUCUGGCAUGAACGAAAACCAAAAAGAACAUUCAUAUAAUUUAUAAGUUCUGGAUAAUUUUGCGCAUUUUGUAUAAUUACGGCGACAUUCUAAAUUGGAGUUGAGGUUGCUGGAAAAGUGCCGAUGAGAGCUGUGAAGACAAAAUUAGCGAGAUGAAAAAACAAAUGUUAAAACAUUAAGGAAAGGGUUAAUGUGAUAACAAAAAUUUCAAACAGUGGUUAACAAUCGAAUAGAUAAUUCCACUGUUGAAGAACUUAUGUAUAUUCUAUCUAAUUAUAUAUUAUAUCGCUAUUAACGGAUUUAAUUGACGAAAAAGUAAAGGAAAAAAAAAUUUUAAAAUACCUAUAAAACAAAAAAAGGAUUUAAGUUGUAGGUCGUACCUCAAUCUCCGUCAACUGGAGACGGGAAGAUUAACAAAACAAAAAGGUACGUGCAUUCUAUUCGUAAAGUGGCUAAUUUGUUGAACUUGAUAGCUUUACAGGGAAAGUUCAAAGAGUUGAUCAAAUUGGUUUUUUUCGUCGAAGCGUUUGAAUAAAAAUAAAAAAAGAAACGAAAAUGAGGUAAAAAAAAAUCAUAAAAAAUGAAAAUCAAGAUUUUUUGAGUAUGAGUGUGUGGAUUAUUGUAUUUAAAAGUAUUGAGUGUUAGAACGUGUCUUCGAAUGCGUGAAAAUAUGCGAGCAAUGUGUUCUCGAAUAAACAAUAAUUAAAUAUUUUCCCCUGAGAGUGAAUCAAUAAAUUAAAAUAAUUUCAAAAACAAUGAAAAAUGAGACUGCAUAAAAUUCACGUAUUUGAAGAAAUUAAAUGGUGAAGUAAACUCGUGUAUAUAAUACCAGCGAAAAUUAGAAAUUUUCAUGUGUUUUGAGGCAGGUAAAUCUUAAGAGGGUGAAAUGAUUUGAGUGAAAAUAAAAGAUGAGAAAGAUAAUGAUGACUGGCCUAGGGUGAAAAUGAAACCACUCAUGUAUUUACACUGUUGCAAUUAUUGGCAAGAAUUCUUGGGUCUAUCAGUGGAGAAAUUGUCCUUUAUAAUUUAUUCUCUUACCACUCUCGAAUAACUUCAUUCGUCGAUAGUUGUCCUUGUUCUGCUUUUUCUUUUGUAUUUAUAGAUAUUUUUUUAAUUUAAUUUAUUUUGGAACGCGUCAUUUAUCAAUUGCAAUAGUGUGAAUGUAGAGGAAUAAAUAAUUAAAUGAAAGUAUUCCACAGAACAUAGCCAGUUUGUGCUAGUCACAAGACAUUAAUAAUUAAUUUCUCUUCUGAAUACUUUGUCGAAUUAUUUUCGAAUGAAUUUUCGCUUUAUUAAAUCGCACAUACUCGCAGUAAAAAAUUAAUUCUUUAGAAAAUGAUUUCUUUCUCUUUCUUAUGUGUAAUGCAAAAAGGGUAGUCUUUCCUUUAUUUCAUUGAUUUUCAAAAGAAAUGUAUUGGAAUUUCGCUUGGAGAUUGAUAACUACAGGAAUAAGAUCCUGAAACGAUUUUAUUUAUAAAUUUCAAGUGUUUGGUAGAACGCAGAAUUUAACGAGAAUGUAAUUUCAACGUGAUGUAGGUUACAUAUCUCAGGGUAAACAUGGAUGCUGUGAGGCACUCUUUGAAGGAUGUUAUUAAUUAUAAACAUUGUCUCGAGGAGUAAUGCGUGCUUCACCAACUGUUUUCGUGGGGAGCAUCAGAAUCUCGAUAAAAAUCCUGUCGAUUUCAUUAAGUUGCCCUUCAAUGACCAAAUAAUUACCUUGAAUUUUUUGAAAGAGUGUUUCCAUUAUCGGAGGAAGAUGAUUAAAUAAAUUACAAUUAAAUCAAAUUCUCAUUCUCGUUUCCAUUCACCAAUAAUUGGAUUAUUUAUCGUUACUUUCGAGUGAAUAAUGGAAUAAUUGAAUGAUAAAAUACUGUCAAAAGUACAAACUGAUCAUUUGAAUGUGUUGAAGUGACUUGAUACAAUUCAAUAAUUUAACGGAAGCCUGAGGGCUGGUGAAGAUCUCAAUUUGUUGAUGCUCGAUCGAUUUUUAUUAUCAUCUUGAAUGAGAACAAAAAUCAAAAAAAUAUUUAUCCAUUUACACGUAGUUUUUCGUAUCAACCAAAUGGCAUUUUUCGAUCGAGCUUCAAGGAAGAAAAAAAAUCACGUCUUCGAUAUUCGAAGUUGACGAACAAUAUCAACUCGAGCGUGAUUUAUCGUGUGUUCGUCGAAUACGUAAUAAACAACAAUAAAACAAAUUUUUUAUCACGCAGAGAUAAUGGACACCUUAUGUGUCAUUAUUUCAUUGUAAAAUGAACAAAAUGCACUUCUCAUUACUAGUGAAUGUUUCAAUCAUGUAUUAGUAUAGUUAUCCAGAAAAUUGGAUAGAAUUUUUUAUGUCAUUUGCCAAAAUGUCAUUUGUCAGCCACUAAUUCAAGCAAAAGGACGUACUUCAUAAAAAAAAAAAAAUAAUUACAACGUGAAAAGAUGAAUAAAUUCAGAAACCGUGAAACGAAA
This is a messenger RNA of Fopius arisanus, 4377 nucleotides long. RefSeq names its product cyclin G (gene CycG). Gene Ontology annotation, biological process: regulation of cyclin-dependent protein serine/threonine kinase activity; mitotic cell cycle phase transition. Bases 749 to 1798 code for a protein of 349 amino acids. The record is from RefSeq and is a predicted model, not a curated record. Gene Ontology annotation, molecular function: cyclin-dependent protein serine/threonine kinase regulator activity. The transcript has 3 exons. Gene Ontology annotation, cellular component: nucleus; cyclin-dependent protein kinase holoenzyme complex; cytoplasm. Lineage: Eukaryota; Metazoa; Arthropoda; Insecta; Hymenoptera; Braconidae.